Messenger RNA from Fusarium vanettenii 77-13-4, 1496 nucleotides. RefSeq lists its product as uncharacterized. Gene Ontology annotation, biological process: basic amino acid transmembrane export from vacuole. Gene Ontology annotation, cellular component: fungal-type vacuole membrane. The record is from RefSeq and is a predicted model, not a curated record. Bases 281 to 1243 code for a protein of 320 amino acids. The transcript has 5 exons. NCBI's taxonomy places the organism in Eukaryota, Fungi, Ascomycota, Sordariomycetes, Hypocreales, Nectriaceae.
AUAAGCUUGACAGAAUCCCAAAAACCCUGUGAAAACGAUUCGUGUUGACCCCUCAACUUCGCAUCGUCGCGUCGCUCGGCCUCCGUCGUCCGUUGGGUCACGGCAGAAGAUCAACUCCAUCCAUCUCUCUCUUGACUGCCCUCGUGAUACCCACCUUUGUCGCACCACACACCCUUCCUUCUGUUUCUCCUCUUCUACUUUGCUUUCCCUCCCCCUCUCUCUCUAUUCACCUCUCUUUCUUUGAGCUUCCCCAAACUUGCUUCCUUAAGACGACUUCGCAAUGCCACUCCUGGCCACAACUACGUUUGCCGCCGCGGCGCGGUCGAUACCCAUCACAGAAGCCGUGUCUGGCAUUUUUGGCAGCAUCAGCUUAACCUCUUGGAUAUGCCUUCUCCUCCCUCAGCUGUUCACCAACUACAAGGCCAAGAGCGCCGAUGGCCUCAGCAUGGCGUUUCUCGUCGUCUGGCUUCUGGGCGAUGUCACCAAUCUCGUCGGUGCCUUGUUCACCCGCCUAGCUCCCACGGCCGUUGCAUUGGCCGGCUACUUUUGCAUUGCCGACCUCGUCCUCAUCAGCCAGGUUCUCUACUACAACGCCCUCAACGCCCGUCGAGCUCGCCGUGCCGAGAACGAGGACCCCUCUGAAGAGUCGCCCCUCAUUGGCAACCAGCGACGGCGACGAAGCUCUUCUUUCGGCCUCCCGGGGUCCCAGCGCCGCCAUGCGACGCACACCGAGUCGUCGAUGGAGCCCUUGAGGAAGAUUGUCACGGGCGAGGAUGAGACUCCCGACAGCAGCCCCUGGGUUCACAAUGCUCUGAGUCUGCUGGCUGUGUAUGCAAUUGGAUUUGCUGGCUGGUUUGUCUCGUACAAGGUCGGUGCUUGGGGCGGUGCCGAACCCGGCACUCCCGACUCGCCUGACCACGCCAAGACCGGUAUCGAGAUUGCUGGACUCACGCUUGGAUACUUCAGUGCCGCUCUCUAUCUCUGUGCUCGAAUUCCCCAGAUUAUCAAGAAUUAUCGGGAAAAGUCAUGCGAAGGCCUUGCUCUUCUCUUUUUCAUGCUCUCUCUGAGCGGAAACCUCACCUACGGCAUCAGCCUCGUCGCCUACUCUCAAGACAAGGGCUACCUCCUCAAUGCGCUCCCCUGGCUGCUCGGCUCCCUGGGCACAAUUGCCGAAGACCUCAUCAUCUUUAUCCAGUUCCGGAUCUACUCCAACGGCGACCGAAGUAGCGCCAUUGCGGCGUAAAUGUGGCAAACUACGAACAGCGGUGAAUAGGUAGCGAAGAGGGCGGAUGGUCUAAUGUGCAUUGGAUUGGCGUUUGGUUAUUGGUACAACAACCUACAAGGGGAGUUAUGGAUGACUGGGCUGUAUAAUCAGUUCAUGAUUCAUCCUCAAGUAGACUAGCAUAUAGUAUCUUGCUUAGAUCAUGCUACUACAUUGGCAUCAUGUAAUUUUUUCUUACUCAUUUGGUUAGAGAUAUUCGAUAAGAUUGCAUUGG